Rhinocladiella mackenziei CBS 650.93 is the source of this 1044-nucleotide messenger RNA. RefSeq lists its product as uncharacterized. The transcript is spliced from 3 exons. The record is from RefSeq and is a predicted model, not a curated record. Bases 1 to 1044 code for a protein of 347 amino acids. Lineage: Eukaryota; Fungi; Ascomycota; Eurotiomycetes; Chaetothyriales; Herpotrichiellaceae. Gene Ontology annotation, biological process: DNA-templated transcription. Gene Ontology annotation, molecular function: DNA binding; zinc ion binding.
AUGGAGAAUAUGACCUCCCGUAUCUCCAGUCUGGAGAAAUCCCUUGCCAAAGCCACAGAGGAAGAAGGACGAGGCCGGUCCGCUCCAAGGAUUCCCUUUUCUGAUGCCUCGAAUACCACGACCUCACCGUCGUCAGUGGCAGGAACGCACUCCGGCAAAUUGAACGAGAGAUCCAACGAGGACAUUCUUGUCCAGAAGGGGUCAUCAAGCCACUAUUUCAACGAAAUCCUUUUGUCUAGGAUUAUAGGAGAAGAGCGAAACAUCGAGUCCGUCUUGACAAGUCCACCGACAGAGCCUCCGUAUCCGCCAGCAUCCCCAUUCAAUGCCUUAGGAAUCCUCUCCUCUCCUUUCCUCUCACAAGCACCCUUCAGCUUUCAUCCGCUCACACCGGUGGCCGUGAAACUAUGGAAUAUCUACACUAACAACGUGGAGAGUUGUACAGGUACAAAAAUGCUGCAUCUCCCCACGGAUGAGUUUAAGGUUUAUUCAACCAUUAUCGAGCCACAGACGGGAUCUCUUGAGGACCUUGCUUUAUGUUUUGCUAUAUAUUUUGCGGCAACAGUCUCUCUUGACGAUCUAGAAGCUGAGGCAGCUUUGGGACAAGAUAAACGCACACAUCUACUUAGACUCAAGGUCGGUCUAGAACAAGCUUUCGCUCAGGGAGACUUUUUGGACCGUCCAACACUGACUGGGCUUCGCUCUUUGGCGAUAUAUCUAUCCGCGCUUCGUGUCCACAACCGCGGAAAAGGGAUCUGGAUUCUAAAUGGCCUUGCAAUCCGAAUUGCUCAGUCAUUGGGCCUCCAUCGCGAUGGAGAGCGACUUGGGCUCUCUCCCUUUCAAUCUGAGAUGCGUCAUCGCCUUUGGUGGCACUUCCUGAGCCGCGACGGUCGUGCGGGCGAGGAUUACGGUCUGGAAAACACCAGUGACCUGUUACUGAUGUCCAAUGUUAGCCUGCCUCUCAAUGUCGACGACGCAGACCUUUAUCCGGACAUGGAUGAGCUUCCCACGGAGAAAAAAGGCUGGACAGCCAUGAUGUUCUCCUGA